Molecule: messenger RNA, 1074 nt
Organism: Alternaria atra
Lineage: Eukaryota; Fungi; Ascomycota; Dothideomycetes; Pleosporales; Pleosporaceae
Exons: 3
Coding region: 1-1074 (357 amino acids)
Source: RefSeq, a predicted model, not a curated record
AUGGCCACAUUUCCCAUCCAUACUCAUGACCAAAAGGCAGUGUUGGGUGUGGCCUUCUCUUUCUUGUUUCUCGCUGUCCUCGCCGUUAUCUUACGAUUGAUUGCUCAAAAGAUCGCCCACAAAAGAUGGACACCAGCUGACUAUCUCAUCAUCGCCGCCUGUAUCUUUGCCGUUGGCUUGCAAGCAAUCAGUAUCACCGGUGUCUGCCACGCCGGCAUUGGCUACGGCCACGUAAAAGACAUCGCAAUGGUAUACGGUCUUGAACCUGUCACCAAGCUCUCGCAGAUCAUUAUACCCUUGCAGUUUCUGUGGGUCCUCAGCCUCAGUUGCACCAAGAUAUCGAUUCUUUACUUGUAUAUCUUGAUCUUCCCGAUUCGAUGGGUUGUGUGGGGUUCCUACGUGACCAUGUCCAUCAUUGUUGCUUGGACAAUCGGGUCCAUUCUCGCUGGUUGCCUAAUCUGCCAGCCUAUUGAGUUCAAUUGGGAUAGAACUAUUCCUGGAGGAAGUUGCGGCGAUCAGUUCAUGUCGUUCACGAUUAGUGGGGUCAUCAACGUCAUUACCGACGUGAUGGUGCUUCUCUUGCCCAUGCACGCUCUGUAUCACCUGCAGAUGGUGACUUACAAGAAAGUGAACUUUGUCACCGUUUUUGGUCUGGGUAUCUUCACGUGCAUCGUCAGCGCCCUCCGCAUCCCCAUCCUGUCCAGUAUGGAUUUCGCAGAUAUUACCUUUACGAUCCCGAAAGCCAACCUUCUCAGCUGUCUUGAGCCCUGCCUUGCUGUCAUACUCGCCUGUGUUCCUUUAAUGCAUCCGCUCCUUGGCCGGUCUGCAUCCACACCUUAUGGGUCGGGCAAGAGGUCUGCGAAUACUGAGCCAAAGUCCGCUAGUGCGAGGGCGGUGACCGACGAUGGGUUCGAGCGACUAAACGACGAUACUAGCCACCUGUGGCUCAGACCGAUAGGGCAGCAGUAUCGUGUUGAUGCUUCGGAUUUACAAGAAACGAUCCGUGGAGAUGCAAUCGAGGGAGAUCAAGAAUCGCUUGAUAGGUAUGAGAGGAAUAAUGGUAUGAACGGCUGA